Trichoderma reesei QM6a is the source of this 844-nucleotide messenger RNA. Its product is annotated as glycosyltransferase family 1. NCBI's taxonomy places the organism in Eukaryota, Fungi, Ascomycota, Sordariomycetes, Hypocreales, Hypocreaceae. Gene Ontology annotation, cellular component: extrinsic component of endoplasmic reticulum membrane; UDP-N-acetylglucosamine transferase complex. The transcript has 3 exons. Gene Ontology annotation, molecular function: hexosyltransferase activity. The record is from RefSeq and is a predicted model, not a curated record. Gene Ontology annotation, biological process: dolichol-linked oligosaccharide biosynthetic process. The coding region runs from base 1 to 624 and encodes 207 amino acids.
AUGGCACAACUCCAGCGGCACUGCCUAGUAACAGUAGGCGCCACCGUCGGCUUCAAGCAGCUGACGGAACAAGUGCUGCAGCCCGAGUUCUGGGAGUUUCUCAGCGCCGAGGGCUUCACGUCACUUCGCAUCCAAUGCGGACCCGACAUUAGCUGGGCAAGCGCCCGCCUGGAUUCUCUGCGGGAUCGCGUGCCGGAGGGGCUGGAGGUUCAUGUUUUUGAGACGACCCCGAAUCUCAUGAUGGAUGAGAUGAUGCUGUGCAAGGCGUGUAGCGGGCUGCGCCGCAUGGGGGUGGUCGUAUCUCAUGCGGGAACUGGGACGAUUCUCGAUGCUUGGAAAGUUGGCCUUCCAGUCAUCGUCGUCCCGAACGAGACGCUGCUGGACAACCACCAAGCCGAAAUGGCCAAGCACCUCGCAAAGGAGGGCUACGCCAUCACAAGCACAGCAAGCUACCUAGACCUUCAAGGAGCAAUCCAUAAGGCAGAUCUCCUUUGGCAAGACAACAAGUCCCGCUGGCCCCCUCACACAGUCAAGCCGCAAAAGGCCCCUGGCGCCCUUCGCCUGUGGGAGAUGCAUCCGCAAGAGGUGGAGAAGGAGGAGGAUGCUCAGAUGAUCAACGACUAGGCGUUUGGCUUCUGUGGUCGUCUGGCCCUAUGGACUGGUUGAGAUGGAUCAUCGGUCCCUGCUACAAAAGAAAUCAAAGCAGCAUCAUGUCAAAUCUUUUAUCUUUGUAAUUUCAGGCACGGCGUUUAGGAUGGGGCUCGUCAGACGCGAGCAUGCCUAUUCUACAUGGGGGGCUAUAAUGACUGGGAAUCAUGUUGCAGAGGCUUCGCAAUGGAAGAAA